Ilex paraguariensis (yerba mate) is the source of this 404-nucleotide messenger RNA. NCBI's taxonomy places the organism in Eukaryota, Viridiplantae, Streptophyta, Magnoliopsida, Aquifoliales, Aquifoliaceae. The record is from the annotation of a GenBank genome assembly.
AUGAAGAUGUCUCUCUUGGUUCUUGGUUUAUUGGUCUUGAUGUUGAGCAUAUUGAUGAACGAAGCCUGUGCUGUGGUACCCCACCAGGGAACCCUUGUGCGGCAUCAUUUGAUUGGAGCUGUAGUGGCAUCUGCAAAUCGGUGGAGAGAAUGGAGGAGGUUCACCAGCGCUGUGGAGAGGGGGAUGGAGCAAUCUGGCAUACUAGUUUUUGAAACCACCUUCAAUUGGUUGUAUUAUGUUUGUGCAAUGUGUAAUCAUGUGAAUGGUUAGAGCACACCAUCUGCCCCAUUUUUUCUCAUUGUGUCUCGGGACGGCUGGUUGAUCAUUUAGUUUUUGACUGCUCACACGGACUCUGAUUAGAGAAAAGAAAUGAAUGAAUUCUUUAGUUUACAGUUGACUUAUAG